Molecule: messenger RNA, 1281 nt
Organism: Ceratotherium simum simum (southern white rhinoceros)
Lineage: Eukaryota; Metazoa; Chordata; Mammalia; Perissodactyla; Rhinocerotidae
Gene: RRP7A
Product: ribosomal RNA processing 7 homolog A
Biological process (GO): ribosomal small subunit assembly; rRNA processing
Cellular component (GO): CURI complex; UTP-C complex
Molecular function (GO): nucleic acid binding
Source: RefSeq, a predicted model, not a curated record
CCCCGCGGCGUCCGGCCGGCAAGAUGGUGGCGCGCAGGAGGAAGCGCGCGGCGCGGGGCUCAGAGGAGGGCCUUACGAGCCCGCCGGGCUACUCAGCCAUUCCGAUCAAGUUCUCUGAAAAGCAGCAGGCUUCUCAUUACCUCUAUGUGAGAGGGCACCGAGUUCGAGAAGGCACCAAGUCUUCCUGGCCUCAGAAGCGGACCCUUUUUGUCCUCAAUGUGCCUCCAUAUUGCACAGAGGAGUGCCUGUCCCGCCUCCUGUCCCCCUGCGGCCCCGUCCAGUCUGUGGAGUUACAGGAGAAGCCGGACCUUGCCGAGACCACAAAGGAGCCCAAGUCGAAGUUUUUUCACCCCAAGCCGGUUCCGGGGUUCCAGGUAGCCUACGUGGUGUUCCAGAAGCCAGGGGGGGUGUCAGCUGCCUUGGCCUUGAAGGGCCCCCUGCUGGUCUCGACAGAGAGUCACCCUGUGAAGAGCGGCGUUCACAAGUGGAUCCGUGACUACAGAGACUCCGUGCUGGACCCCGAGGCCCUGAGGGUCGAGGUGGACACGUUCAUGGAGACCUAUGACAAGAAGAUGGCUGAGGAGGAGGCUAAGGCCCAGGAGGAGGAAGGGGUCCCGGACGAGGAGGGCUGGGUGAAGGUGACCCGCCGGGGCCGGCGGCCCGUGCUCCCCCGGACGGAGGCAGCCAGCCUGCGGGUGCUGGAGCGGGAGAAACGGAAGCGCGCCCGCAAGGAGCUGCUCAACUUCUACGCCUGGCAGCACCGCGAGACCAAGAUGGAGCAUCUAGCACAGCUGCGCAAGAAGUUCGAGGAGGACAAGCAGAGGAUUGAACUGAUGCGGGCCCAACGCAAAUUCCGCCCUUACUGAGCUGCACUGGCCCACGGGCCCCACGGAGAGGGGUAGUGAACGGGUGGCCUGGCCAGUGCGGACAUGAGGGCCUGGAAUGCUCGUCUCAGAGGCUGUGCCCAGGCCGAGGGGCCACCACAUCAGACAGCCCCAAAGAUCUGAGCCACACGGGGUGGGGUGAAGGACUCUGUCACCCCUCUGUUCUGGUGCUUGGGGCCCCGUGCUGUGGAGGCCUGCCCAGCGUGAGGACUUGGCCCUCAGGAAGCUGCCGGCCCAGGAGUGGCUCCUUCCCUCUCCUCGUCUGUUCCCAGCCUGGCUCUGGACUCUCCUCUCAAGGCUGUGUCUGCUGUGUUCUCCCCUUGCCCUCAGUGGAAAACCCCCGCUGCAGUGAAACAGCCUCCAGAGCAGUGAGAAUACAAGAAUGAUUUCUCUUUCA